AUGUCAGAUCUCCAUACCAAGGAGACCGUCGAGCAUAAUGACAUCAGUUCCUCUCACUACACCACACCGGCUAAGCUGAGUGAGGAAUUAUCAGAUUUCGGCAACGAAAAGGGCGCCAUUCCCACUCGCCCAAAUCAUAUUGGGAAUCGAGUUUCAGAAUGGGAGGCAAUACAGAUCGCUGCUGCGGGUGAUAUGGAGACGAUUGAUAAUGAAGUGCAAGAUUUGGAAGCAGAGGUCACAGCUAGAGGCAAAUCUCGUUCCGACGUAUUUCAGUUGAGCUUCAAGGACCCCAGGCACUACACUUGGUUAUUAGUUGCUUUUGCCUCUAUGGGAGGUCUGCUUUCCGGUAUCGAUCAAUCUUUGAUUUCUGGCGCAAAUCUUUACAUGCCUAAAUCGCUUGGGCUCGAUACAAAACAAAUUAGUUUGGUCAGCUCAGGUGUACCAUUAGGUGCUGUUGGUGGUGCAUUAAUGCUUGGUCCUUUGAACGAAGCCGUCGGACGAAAGCAAGCUAUUGUAUGGUCUUUAUUCCUCUACACAAUUGGCGCUGCACUCGAAGCUGGUGCCGUCAAUUUUGCCAUGAUGAUGGCUGGACGUGUUAUUCUGGGUCUUGGCGUCGGUUUGGAAGGUGGAACUGUUCCUGUCUAUGUCGCUGAGAGUGUCUCGCCCAAGUAUCGAGGUAAUCUCGUCUCUCUAUACCAAUUUAUGAUUGCUCUUGGAGAAGUUCUUGGUUAUGUCGUCGCAGCCAUGUUCGUCGGUGUUAAAUCUGGUGGUUGGAGAUUUAUGCUAGGAUCAUCGCUUGUGUUUUCCACCAUCAUGCUCGUCGGUAUCCUUUUCAUGCCAGAGUCACCUCGUUUCCUCAUGCAUAAAGGGAAAACUGCCGAUGCUUGGGGUGUCUGGAGACGUAUCCGUGGUACGGACGAGACUGCUCGUAAGGAAUUCUUUGUCAUGAAACACUCAGUCGAUUCCGAGCGUGAGAUGGAAGGUGCCCGCAAGAGAUUUGCAUGGCUUGAUUUCAUUACCGUUCCUCGUGCUCGUCGCGCCAUCGUUUACGCCAAUGUCAUGAUCUUCUUGGGGCAAUUUACCGGUAUCAACGCCAUUCAAUACUACAUGGCCACACUUAUGCAACAAGUUGGAUUCGAUGACAAGGAGGCUGUAUUCAUGUCCCUCGUUGGUGGUGGAGCUCUUCUCAUUGGUACCAUCCCAGCCAUUCUCUAUAUGGAGAAGUUCGGUAGACGUUUCUGGGCCAUUGCUAUGCUUCCUGGUUUCUUCAUCGGUCUUGUCAUCAUCGGAUGCUCAUACUUGAUUCCUUUGAGCAACAAAGCCGGCUCGCAAGGUACUUACAUCACGGGUCUUAUCAUCUACGAAGGUUUCUUUGGAUCCUACGCAUGUCUUACCUGGGUCAUUCCAUCCGAGGUAUACCCAACCUAUCUACGCUCCUACGGAAUGGAAACUUCUGAUACCAUUCUCUUCCUCUGUUCGUUCCUCGUCACAUACUUCUUUGCUGAGAUGCAAAAAGCCAUGUCGAACAUCGGUCUCACACUCGGUUUCUAUGGUGGUAUCGCAGUGCUUGGCUGGUUCUAUCAGGUUUUAUAUAUGCCUGAGACUAAGAACAAGACUUUGGAGGAAAUUGAUGUUAUUUUCAGUCAACCUACAAGUCAACUUGUUAAAGAGAACUUGAGAAGUAGUUUGGUUACCGCCAAUGAUUUUAUUCAUGGGCGAUGGGGCAAGGUCUUCUCUCCUGUUUCUGAAAGCGAUAUCUUCAGGAAGGAGAAUGGUCAUAAAUCUGAUGAGGGUGGUAUGGGCCACACUAAGCAUGAAGAGUUGAUGCAACCAGAGUCCUUGUAG
Molecule: messenger RNA, 1845 nt
Organism: Sclerotinia sclerotiorum 1980 UF-70
Lineage: Eukaryota; Fungi; Ascomycota; Leotiomycetes; Helotiales; Sclerotiniaceae
Exons: 2
Coding region: 1-1845 (614 amino acids)
Biological process (GO): transmembrane transport
Cellular component (GO): membrane
Molecular function (GO): myo-inositol:proton symporter activity
Source: RefSeq, a predicted model, not a curated record